Molecule: messenger RNA, 5099 nt
Organism: Brassicogethes aeneus
Lineage: Eukaryota; Metazoa; Arthropoda; Insecta; Coleoptera; Nitidulidae
Source: the annotation of a GenBank genome assembly
AUGGCUUUUGUUGCAGGUCCAAUAUCAAGUUCGUUUGUAAACCGAUGGGGAUGCCGACCAGUGACAAUAGCCGGUGCCAUUUUGGCGACAGUUUGUAUGAUAAUAUCGGUUUAUGCGCAAAACGUUAUCACUUUAUGCAUAACAAUCGGUAUCGGCACAGGGGUCGGAUUCGGCCUCAUUUAUUUACCGGCCAUCGUAAGUGUCACGACGUAUUUCGAGAAAAAGAGGUCGAUGGCAACGGGAAUCGCCGUCUGCGGGUCCGGACUGGGGACCUUUAUAUUCGCACCGUUCAUCACGAUACUCAAGGAGGAGUACGGCUGGAGAGGUUCGCUUCUCAUCAUCUCCAGUCUGGUGCUGAAUUGCGUAAUAUUUGGAGCCUUCUUCAGACCUCUGGAACCGGAAAAACUGGACGACGACAAAUCGGCGAUAACACUUAAAGCGUCCGCCGCUCACUCAGACAUACACAUCUCCGAGCACAAUUUAUACAAGCUAGACGUAAAAACGAACGGCGACGGUAGCCAGAUACACAGACCCAGAAGCAUGGGUCAUUUCUCGAUACCGCGAGGCACCAGACUCGAGCAGAACGGAAACAUUCCCGUAAUCAAGCAGGAAAGCGAUUUCGCACGGUUGGCUCUGAGUCAACCGAUGCUGACGCAAUCGGAAAGCAACUACUACCGAAACAAUAGCGCGAAGCAGCACUACGGAAGCCAAAACUUCCGCCGACACGGCCCCAUCGACCGGAUCGACGUCUUCUACCAGGGCAGUCUGAUGAACAUUCCCUCUUACAGGUCCAGACUGGACCUGAAGCACGGCGAGGACGAGCUGUUCGUGCAACGCAGGCCGUCCACGUACAGCUACCGCAGACGGGCCGCUGUGGAAGAAGAAGACGAGCCUGCGACCACCGUCUGCGGCUUCGUACCCUGCUCGCAGGAAACCAAGGACACCCUCAACGAGAUGCUCGAUUUUUCCUUAUUUCAGGACGUCAUUUUUAUUUUGUUCACGGUGAGCAACUUCCUGACCAGCGUCGGGUUCAACAUUCCUUAUGUGUACAUAGUGCCUCGCGCUAAAGUGUUGGGUCUCACCGAUAACGAGGGGGGUGCGUUGCUAUCUAUCAUCGGGGCGGCCAACACACUCGGCAGGAUUGUACUGGCUACCGCUCUUAGUGCCUUCUGUAACAGUUUCUAUACCCUGGCACUGUAUUGUUCAGUAUUCGGAUUUACAAUUGGCGCAUACGUUGGGCUUACGUCCGUUAUCCUCGUCGACUUAUUAGGACUUGAUAAACUGACGAACGCUUUUGGCCUUCUCUUACUCUUCCAAGGAAUCGCGUCUUUAUUAGGCCCACCGCUAGCAGGGAAUCUUUUCGACUACAGCAACUCGUACAAUCCUGGUUUUUACUUGGGCGGUAUUUCGAUAGCUUUAAGUGGAGUAAUCCUAUUUGCAAUUCCAUGGAUUCAAGCGGAGCAAAAAAAGCACAAGCAAAAGCAGGCUAUAGUGAACAUAUAGCAACCACUGUUGCCCAUUGUGGGUGACUUUAGAGACUACAGAACGGUUUAAUAAAUUUCGGUCUGCAAACUUAUAAAAAAAAAUAUAUAAAUGUUCCACUUUUAAGGCUAACUUAAUCUAACUGUUUUAUACCGUUUUUACUCUAUUAUAUAUAGAUGUUUUGUGUGAUUUAUCUUAUUUUAUCAUGGCACAUAUCGUAAUGCUCAUAGGCUAAUACAAAUAAGUUGAUGCAAUCCUACUAGAACUAACAUACGACGUCAUACUACGACCAUUCAUAAAUCAUAAAAAAUCACAAACACCAUUAUCAAUAAACCUCCUUGAUCUUUAAUCCAUUUGCAUUUUGUAUAAUAUAAUAAUUUCAUCAACCACAUAGAAAGUAAUCAUAAGAUGUUUGAACUUAAGUUUUAUACCUAAUAAUCAAGUCUGAAUUAUUUCAAGUCGCAAAAGGAACACCAUUCUUUUGUCUUAAACAGACUGACUAAUGACAGGGAAAGAUUUCACUUUUUACAACUUUAAACUUUAAUCCAUAUCUUAGUUUGUAUAUAUUUAUGUAUUUAAUACAUCUAUGAAAGAUUUUAUAUCUAUGAAUGUUUUUUAACAGAUACUUAAUAAAUGUAUCUAUUUUAUUUUUAGUAAAUAGUCUAAGAUGGCUAAGAUGCACUGAUGCAUGAUUUAAAUAAAAUAUCACCUAAGGAUAAAAAAGUCAAGUAGAUAACAAAAUUUGUUAUCUACUUUGGCUUUUUAUUAGUUACUUAAUGUAAAUGAUUGAACACAUUGAAACCAAUGCCUUAAUAAGUGCAAUAUUAAAAAUUUGAUAUAAUGUAUAAAAUAGAAAACUUAUAUAACCUAUAAGAAAAUCUUUGAGUUCGUCCCUUAUAACAGAAGAAGGUAACAAAAAAUCUGGAAAAAUUGUUCUGCAUUUAAGCUUAAGUUUGAAAUAGAAAAUACAUUUAUUAUUUGACAACAAAUACAUUUACUUUUUGGUAACAAGUACUAGGUACUUUAAUAAUUAUUACACUAUGAUAGUUUUACAAACUUAAGUACACCAGCUUAGUUUAACUAAUUUUGGGCCGCUGAUUUCAAAAAUGUCAUUAAUUUUUUUCUAGGACGUCUAGGAUUUAAAAUAAUUUCGUAAUAAAAUGCUCUGCUCAAUUACCUCAAAAUGUAAGUUUUUUUGUUAGUAUUUUAAUUAUUUAUUAAAUUAUUUUGGCUUAAAUUUAUCUUGAAUGUACUAAAGUAAUUGGUAUACGGUAAAUACAUAAUAUUUAUCUUAACAAUAUGACAUUUUAAAUACUAAAACUAAAAUUUUAAUGUAUUUUAUGUAAAAAAAGAACCAUUAUUUGACAUUUUAUUUAAAUUAUUAUAUUGAAAGGACAAGUUUCAGUAUUUUUUAUCCAAAUUAAGCCCCUUAAAAUUUAAUGCAUUGCAUAAUUUUGCUUUUUUCUACCAUAAAUUUAUUAAAUCGUAUCAAGUAUCAAAUUGGAUUAUGGUAUUAUUGUGCUUAAUCCUAUAGGAUUAUAAUCACCAAUGCUCUAGAUUUGCAGUUACUUGGUGAAUUCGUUCUCCAUGUUCAUCAGUUCGGCAAAUUUAUCAGGAUGAAAAAAAAAGUAUUUUAAAUGACAUCUUAACGCCAAUUCUUUGCAAAACGGAAAACAUUUUUUCAAUGAAUUGGCGGCAAUUUUAGGCCCGAUAUGAACCAAGAACAUUUUCAAUGACAGCUUUAACACUGCCAUAUGCGACAAGCUUGUCAACUUUGAGAACAUUUUGAAUGCUUGAUCUUUCAUUAAACGUCGUAUAUCAGGUCCAUUUACUAUUCCUGCAAAAUUAAAGUAGUAGGUAUAUCUCAUAAAAUUUUGUAAUGAAAUAUUGCGUUGGUUUUUCUUGGGCGUAAAGGUACCGCAACAAAAACAAAACAAAUUUACAACGACGAUAUAAAUGUUCGUCUCCUUUCUCUUUCUCUGUCACUUCCAUUACCACUUCCAUUUCCUUCUCUUUUUUCAUUUUUGGUUCUUAAAAUCACUUUCAAGUAAAAAUACAAUUUAAAGUUUAAAUUUUAAAUGUCAAUAAUUAAUAGAUGCACUUUAGUGUGCUUGAACGGUAAAGUAGAUAAAGGCGCCUUUAUUCUUCAAUUCGAUAUUAAAUUUUGAUAAGACUUAAUAAAUAAGAAUCGAGAUUAAAUUCUUGGGUACUUUAGGCAUGAUGUGAAUAAAAACAUAUCAAAUAAUAGUCGAAGAGUAAUGCUUAUACCGAAACCCAUUUACUGUGUUGCCUUUUCAAUUUAAUUAGUACUUAAAAAAAACGACACAAAAAUAUCAAAAAAUGAUACUUUUUACCAAAAAAAAAACAUUUUAAUUUUAGUUUUGGUAUUUAAUAAAGAAAAGUGCUUUAUAAAAUAUCCCUUAUAUAAUACUACUAUAGUAUAUGGCUACAAUGAAACAAACAAAAUUUCUAUUUGACAUUUAUCUACCAAUGACUUUGUAUGGACUCCCUGUAUAUUUUUGACAAAAAACGUCAAAAAUAUACUGAACAUCCAAUAUAGUUUUAAGGCAAAAUAAUUUAAUAAAUAAUCAAAAUAUUAACAAAAAAACUUACAUUUUGAGAUAAUUGGGCAGAGCAGUUUAUUACGGAAUUAUUUCGAAUCCUAGACGUCCUGGAGCAAAACGAGUGGCAUUUUUGAAAUCAGCAGCCCAAAAUUAGGUAAUAUAGGGGGCGUACUCAAUGUUAGUAAAUCGAACUAUCAUAGUGUAAUUAUUAUAAUUAACUACAAAAAUUAAAGCUCUGCGAUGUUGAAGAUGUAAAUAAUGAUAGGUUUAAACCCUUAUUUUUAGAGAUUUUUCUGGAAAAAAACAUUUAAACACCUCAGGGUAAUAGAGUCGCUUAGAAACACGUUAAUACAAACGAAUCUUUUAAUUUUUAGGAUUUUUUCCAAAACCGCUAAGUAAAUGUCAUAUGUAUAUCGUAAAGAGUCGUUGUCAAGAAAAUAGCAAAACUCGAAUGAAAAGUGACAUUUUUGUUUGAAGUGCCAGGUCUGUAUAAAAAGAUAUUGACAGCUACGUCAGAUUAGUAAAAAGGUUUAACCGCUGUACGGUUUUCAGAUAUCAGAUAAAAUUUCAAAAAAAACUGGCUUUAAAUUCUGGAAAAACAAACUUUGUGUUCAUCUUAGAAAAAGCAUUGGGUUUCACUCGUAUGAAAAUGUCGCUUUUCAACACGUAAAACAAAUAACUACUAAUUUUGAUACCUUCAUCGAGUUUAGGGGAUGAUCUUGAAGAUUGUCAACCAUAAUAGCUUUAUUAUUUAACGCAGUCCAAAAAUUUGAAUAACUGUUGCAUGUAUGUUUUCUUUUGUCUUCCAUUUCAUACAUAGCAUAUCUGAGCAAUAACCACUAAAUUCCUUGUGACACAUUUUUGUAAAUAUUAAGAUCCAUUGUAAAUAAAAUUUAUAUUCUUGAUAUAAUCUAUUAAUAUAACGACUGAUUAUAGUUAUGGAUGCUGCUAGGUACUUUUAGAUUUUUUAUUGUAUAAAUUAUUUAUUUUUAAAUAAUUGUGAUCAAAUUGAUUAUCUUUAGUAUUUUAUGUUAAAUAUAUUAUUAAUAAGUU